Molecule: messenger RNA, 1294 nt
Organism: Clarias gariepinus (North African catfish)
Lineage: Eukaryota; Metazoa; Chordata; Actinopteri; Siluriformes; Clariidae
Product: CD276 antigen homolog
Exons: 3
Coding region: 214-627 (137 amino acids)
Biological process (GO): cell surface receptor signaling pathway; immune response; negative regulation of T cell proliferation
Cellular component (GO): external side of plasma membrane
Source: RefSeq, a predicted model, not a curated record
GAAGUAAAAGCUGAUUUUGCACACAGAGUGGAAAUGAAACACCAUGACAGACUCCAGGCUGAAAAUCAGAAUAAAUCAGAGCUCAGAGCUGGACUUUACUGUAAUGGACUUUAUUAAAGCAGAUUGUACUGUAGUGCAGGGGGGCUUUACUGUAAAAUAUCACCAUCUCAUACUGUAACGUCUAAAAAGUAAAUCUACACACACUGACGCACCAUGACUAACUUUUCCUGCAUCUGCACCGUGUGGAUCAGUGCCUGGGUGGACCUCCUCUCUGCAGAACCUGAGAUCAGUGUAUCUGGCCCAGUGGGUUCUACAGCUGUCCUGCCGUGUCAACUGACGAGUGUAGACACUGACAGACUGUAUAUUAGAUGGAAAAUCAUGUCUGAGACUGUGUUUGAGCGAGUGGGUGUGGCCUCGUAUCAGGGUGAGGGAUAUGAGGGUCGUGUGGACGUUCCUGUGGAGGAGCUGCGUAAGGGGAACUGUUCACUGGUGUUACACAAUCUGACAUUUACUGAUACAGGAGUCUACACCAGCUACCAGACAGUGAGACACACCAAGAGAUCUGUCCGUGUUAGGAGAGGAACAGUCCCGAUCAACAGUGUUAAUCUCUCAGUCUAUGGUGAGUGAGUUAGUGUCAGUAGAACACACACCCUCUAUUAAAGCUGAAAAGUUCAUUUACAUGUAAAAAUAUUGCAAUGAAACUAUUGUAUUAGAAUAUUCAGUUAAGAUUACUCUUAAAUAUCAUCUACUAUAAGGUUUAAGUGUAAGUUACAUAAGGCUAAUAUGCAGCAUGCUAAGAUAAGACAUAAGGGAUGGACAGAAGGGGAACAUAGGAGUGUUGUGGAGAGUUUAGUGAACUGGUGCAGGUCUAAUCAUCUCCAGGUGAACACCUCUAAGACCAAGGAGAUGAUGAUAGACCUUCGUAGGACCAGGUCCUCACUACUACUGGUCACCUCUGAGGGAGUUAACGUUACGGUGGGGAGGACAUGCUGUAUGAAUGCGUAGGCCUACUGCUGGAGGACACACUGGACUGGUCAGCAAAUACAGAACAUUUAUACAAAGACUCAGAGUCAGAUGUUCUUUAUUUUAGUGUCUGAUUAAAUGUUCUACAGAUCAGUGGUGGCCAGUAUCCUGGUGGCUCAAAUGGUUAAGGCUCUGGGUUAAGUUGGUGCUGUUGAGCCCUUGAGCACGGCCCUUAACCUCAUCCGCUCCAGGGGGCGCUGUAUCCUGACUGACCCUGCGCUCUGACCCCAGCCUUCUAACUGAUAUAUGCGCAAAAUAAUUUCACUCUAAG